This is a messenger RNA of Penicillium soppii, 441 nucleotides long. RefSeq names its product proteasome maturation protein. Lineage: Eukaryota; Fungi; Ascomycota; Eurotiomycetes; Eurotiales; Aspergillaceae. Bases 1 to 441 code for a protein of 146 amino acids. The record is from RefSeq and is a predicted model, not a curated record. The transcript is spliced from 3 exons. Gene Ontology annotation, cellular component: cytoplasm; nucleus. Gene Ontology annotation, biological process: proteasome assembly.
AUGCCCCCCGCCCCUCAAAGGGCGCCCCCUCCGCCCCCGGCCUCCCCCGAUACCCUCCGCAACAAGCUCACCCUCCCCGCGACGGCCCACGCCUCCUCGACAAACACCAGCGGCGAAACGCCCUCCUCGACACACCCACUCGAAGCCCGCCUGCUGGCGUGGCGAUCGACCCAGGACGCCAUGAAGAUGGAGGGACUGCGUCGGGCGUACGGUAUUGCGGAGCCGGUACGCCGCGGGAUGGAGCUGAAGAUCGUCCGCGAUGGAACGUUCAGACCUGCUGUGCUCGGCGGUAUGCGGGGUGGUAAUGUCCAUGAGGAUAUCCUUAUGAUUGGAGGUCGGGAUGCAGAGGUUCAGUGGGAGGAUAUUUACACUGGCGAUGACCUCCGUGAGCCGCCUACUUUCCACGACGAGAUGGAGAAGAGGCUCAAGAUGGAUUUCUGA